Molecule: messenger RNA, 1242 nt
Organism: Podarcis lilfordi (Lilford's wall lizard)
Lineage: Eukaryota; Metazoa; Chordata; Lepidosauria; Squamata; Lacertidae
Source: the annotation of a GenBank genome assembly
AUGACUGCAGGAGAAGAUGCCAUCCUGGGUGGGCACCCACAGGAUCAGAUCAACCUUACAGAUUUUUACAACAAGACCUUGACCACCUUCAAGGAUAAUGAGGAGAAUAUACAAUGUGGGGAUAACUUCAUGGAUAUGGAGUGCUUUAUGAUUCUGAACCCUAGCCAGCAGCUGGCCAUUGCAGUACUGUCCCUUACUCUGGGCACCUUCACUGUUCUGGAAAACCUUCUGGUCUUGAUUGUCAUCCUGCAGUCCCGAAGCCUUCGCUGCAGGCCUUCCUACCAUUUCAUCAGCAGCCUGGCCGUAGCUGAUCUCCUGGGCAGUGUAAUCUUCGUCUACAGUUUUGUUGACUUCCAUGUUUUCCAUCGGAAAGACAGCCCUAACGUGUUCCUGUUCAAACUGGGUGGAGUUACAGCCUCGUUCACUGCCUCGGUGGGCAGCCUUUUCCUCACCGCAAUAGACAGGUAUAUAUCUAUACACAGGCCUUUAUCUUAUAAGAGGAUUGUCACCAGAUCGAAGGCUGUUGUAGCAUUCUGCGUGAUGUGGACCAUAGCUAUUGUAAUAGCUGUCCUUCCUCUGCUGGGCUGGAACUGCAAAAUGCUCAAUUCUGUUUGUUCAGAUAUAUUUCCUCUAAUAGACGAGAACUAUCUGUUGUUCUGGAUUGGGGUCACCACUGUACUCUUGCUUUUUAUUGUGUAUGCCUAUAUGUACAUACUGUGGAAGGCUCAUAGUCAUGCUGUUAGGAUGAUCCAGCGCAGCACUCAGAAGAGCAUAAUAAUACAUACUUCAGAGGAUGGUAAAGUGCAUCAGAUUACUAGGCCGGAACAAACACGUAUGGACAUUAGGUUGGCCAAAACCUUGGUCCUCAUUCUUGUGGUUUUGAUCAUCUGCUGGGGUCCUCUGCUUGCAAUUAUGCUCUAUGAUGUCUUUGGGAAGAUGAACAAGCUCGUGAAGACUAUCUUUGCCUUCUGCAGCAUGCUCUGCCUGCUGAACUCCACCGUGAAUCCCAUCAUCUAUGCUCUCAGGAGCAAGGACCUGAGACAUGCUUUCAGGAGCAUGUUUCCACCUUGCAAUGGGACUGCACAGCCUCUUGAUAACAGCUUGGAGUCUGACUGCCAGCACAGACAUGCUAACAACCCAGGUAAUGUCCACAAGGCUGCUGAAAGGUGUAUUAAAAACACAGUUAAGAUUGCCAAAGUGACCAUGUCUGUCUCCUCAGACACAACUGCAGAGGCGCUGUAA